Molecule: messenger RNA, 971 nt
Organism: Mus musculus (house mouse)
Lineage: Eukaryota; Metazoa; Chordata; Mammalia; Rodentia; Muridae
Gene: Gm773
Product: predicted gene 773
Exons: 8
Coding region: 121-741 (206 amino acids)
Source: RefSeq, a predicted model, not a curated record
ACACCAUUUUGCCUAAGAAGCUUCGAGGAGAAAGAUGCCAGCUUUGUGAGAGUUUUCACUUAUCUGGAAACUUGUAAGCCUGUUUCACCCAAUGGGAAGCCUGCAUUUGUGAAGCCAAUAAUGGACAAUAGGAAGCACUUCUCAGUCUAUAACCUUGAUGAUGGUGAAGAAGAGGAUGAUGUUCUGGAGUAUUCAGCACACUCUACACUUACAGCAAGAAGCCUAGUAUUUAGUAAUACUGAGAAGGCAUUGGUUCCUACAAGAAUGGGUGGUACAGAUACAAGAAAUGAAGUAAAGAAUAGGAUGGAAAACAUUGGAGCUCACCUUAGCAGUGCUGUUGUUGAAAAGAAAAGGAGGAUGGAGUCAUAUAUUAAAGAUGUUGUCAAAGAUUGUGACAAGCAUAUCAAACAACAUUGGAAAGUUCAUCAAGAUGAAGUACGGGAGUUUAAAAUUGAAUAUACUGAGCAGAUUAUAACUCUGUUUCAGCAGUGGGAUUUUGAUAUGAAGAAUGUUGAAGACCUUGAAGAUAACCUAACUAGUGCCUUUUGUCAGCAACAGAAGACUUUUCCACAAACCACAUCACGGCAGGUCCACAGCCUGAAAGCACUUAAGCAGGCAAAUGACACGCUCUUAAAGGGUAUGGAGAACUUGGACAAAGACAAUAGCAGUGUACUUUCUAGUAUUCACAGUGAGUUUAAAAAGCAAAUGGCUUUCCUGGAAAGAAAAUUGACAGAUGGUUAAAUAUUGAUUUCUCACAACAUGGAAGAGAAGAGGCACCAAAAUACUCUGUUUUCUUUAACUAUAAAAAUUCUUCUGAUGAGUCUUGAGGAAAUCGUGAAGCCGAGCUGAUGUAAUUCAUGUUACCUCAGACACAUGCCUUUCCAGUUUCACUGUAGUUUAUUAUCAGUAAUCAGUAACAUUUAAAGUGUGGCACCCCUAUUCCUGUUGAGUUCUAAAUAAACAGCUGUUAA